AACGAUCGAGCCGAAUGCUUUGUUCGACUAGACGAUCCUUCAGUAGAAGGUCGACAAUUCGAGCUUGGCAUGGGUGGUGUUCAAGCUGAAUACAACACACUCAUGGCAACUCGGUUGAUUGGCAACAGCCUUUCAUGGAUGACAGUUAGUUGUCUCAAUUGCUCGACGGGCAAUGUCUAUUCAAUACAGCGAGCUACGAAUACCAAUGAGCGUUUCACAGAAACGUAUCCUGUCGAUAUUCACUCUCUUUACCGAACUGGCGAUCGCGUUAUUAUCCAUGAUAACACUGUGGUAUGUCUUUUACAACAAGUGCUUCUAUGAGCAACAACAACAAGGUCAAAGCAGUAUUACAAAAGAAAAACGCAGAAUUUGAUGACAAUAGUAAUAGUAGCAACAACAUACCAGGCGAUCUGUAUUCACAACACGGUCAACUUCGACAGAUUCUGGAAAAGACGUUAAAACAAAUGCAACAGUCGACCGAGCAACGGAUUAAACAGUUCCAACAAGACCAACUCCAGCAAUUGGAACGUGCAUCAACACAAGCCAAAUGCGACCGUAAUUUCUUAUGGCAAAAGAUUUUAGAAGCUUCGAGAACGGUGAAUGAAGAAAAGCAGUUGAGAAAGCGAUUAUCUGAUCCAGAGCAUCAGCUAGCAGAAAUCGGUGGUCACGUUCGGUUCGCCGAACAACAACAACAAGCACCCUCUUCCUCGACAGCAAGCUCGUAUAAUGCAACACGACCUAUAGUACAGCAUCAUCAACAACAACAACCGAUUUCGACAUCUUCGUUUAUUACGCCUGCAUCAUUAAGGAAAUCGAGUUUUGCAUUGGAUGAACGUGUCAUUACGUCAAGUUGGAAGAAUACGAGUCAUCUUCAUCAUCAGGGUUUAGGAGGAGGAUUAGGUCAAGCAAAGACGUUGAUAGCCACGAUGCAACAUUAUCGGAUCGCGAUAAUACCGAUGAUGAUCACGAGGAUGAUGGGAGCGAUGAUGGGCUUUUUGAUCUGGAUGAAGAAAUUGAUAAUGAGGAGGAGAAUGAGGAUAUUACACAAGAAUCAUCAAAUGGUGGUGAUAAGCAUCAUCAGCAGCAAGCCACUGAGAGCAACAAUCAUAAUAAUACCCAUACUACUGCUACUGCUACUUCUAGUAUGAGUGCAAGUUACCAAGGAUCCUCGUUUGACUGGUCCAAAAAGCGGAAAUCCAAUACCAAGUAUUUAACAACCUAUGAAGAAGAUGACGAUGAGGAACCAGAAAGUCGGACAAGACGACUCCAAGAUCGUGGCAAUGAUACGCUAUCAACAUCCGUUUCAGCCUACGCCACAUCCAUGCCGAUUGCCAUCAGCCAUAAUAACGAUAGUAGUUUCAGCGACGCCAUGAAAACCAUGGCCAACAACGAAAAAAGCAAAGCGGUCAAUCCAGCGGAUCAAGAUCCUACGAUCAAUAAUAGUAGUGCGACAGCAACAUCAUCCAGUAUGCAAAAGAAUGAUGCGCAACAGAACAACAAGGAAUA
Zychaea mexicana is the source of this 1506-nucleotide messenger RNA. RefSeq lists its product as uncharacterized. Lineage: Eukaryota; Fungi; Mucoromycota; Mucoromycetes; Mucorales; Lichtheimiaceae. The transcript is spliced from 6 exons. The record is from RefSeq and is a predicted model, not a curated record. Bases 294 to 1148 code for a protein of 284 amino acids.